This is a messenger RNA of Anopheles darlingi, 8392 nucleotides long. RefSeq lists its product as uncharacterized. Gene Ontology annotation, biological process: positive regulation of transcription by RNA polymerase II. Gene Ontology annotation, molecular function: transcription cis-regulatory region binding; protein binding. The transcript is spliced from 2 exons. The coding region runs from base 552 to 7466 and encodes 2304 amino acids. The record is from RefSeq and is a predicted model, not a curated record. NCBI's taxonomy places the organism in Eukaryota, Metazoa, Arthropoda, Insecta, Diptera, Culicidae. Gene Ontology annotation, cellular component: nucleus.
GAAUUUUGUUUUGAAUAACCGUUCGUUGCAAAUAUGCAUUAAAUCACAUUUUGGGAGUUACAAAUACAUGACAGUCGCCAUGUUCGUUCACUUUUCACUUACCCCAGACCCUAUACCCAUACAUAUAUAUUACAUCGAAACAACAUUUCCAUGUUGUGGGGCUCCAAAAAAGUUAAAGUUAAAAUAUAAAACGGGCAUCAACCGUCUUUGAACGGUUGAACCAACUCUAAGUCCAUCUGUUCAAGAUCAACCUAAUGUUGUUAACUUAUGCAAACAAUUUAUGUGACAAAGGAAUGGAAUCGCUUGAAAUAAGAACAAUUCUCACAACAUUACUCGGGUGUCGUUGCUGAUUGAAGCGUCUGUGUUCGUGAAGUAGUGAUGUUCGAUGCGGCUGGUCAAAGUGGGAGCCUGUCGGUAGGCGAUAGUGUUCGACAAACCGUUGGCGAUUGCGCAUUACUUAAGUGAAAUUCGCUUCAGUGUUCACAGGAUUGCAAAAAGUGCCUAUAGUGCCUUUAAUACACGUACCGCAAAGCCGAUGCAGCAAACCAGGAAUGGCAGACUCGCGAUCACCCCAAAACUGGAGAAACAAAAAUGCAGCAGGGAGAUCACAAAGAAAACGAAAACAAACCAAUGACGUGGAAAGAUCGAGCAAAAACAUAAAAACAGUUUACAUCAGUAAAGAUGUUGCCAUUAAUGAAGCAUAUGAAACGCUGUCUAAGCCGCAGUUGGACAUGGAAUAUCGUAAAGUUUUGAUUCAAACCGAACGCCAUGUAUCAUACCUACGGGAAGCACUUCAAGAUACACCAUAUCAAUUGAAGCUUGCCAUUGUCAUUGGCCUGGUGAAUGGCAAAAAGUCAAUGGAUAUAGCUAACAAUUUCAACUUCACUGUCACAGCAGAGGAUCUUACGUCAGAAAUUUCCGAUGACAUCGUGUAUACUUCUAACGAUAAUGGAAGGACAGGAACACUGAUGAUUCAUGCCCAACAUUCCGAUGCAUCUCGUACACCCAAGAUCAAACUGAAUGAUUUCGCAUCCAUCCAAGAUAUAAGCAGUCCUUUUAAUAUCCUAAAAUAUUUUAAAUCAUUCUACGAUAAACCACGAACGGCUGGUAUAGAAGGAGUAAUCAUAUGCACCAACUCCGAUAUUGAUGAAGGUGCCCGAGAUCUGUGGAGGCCAGUAGAUCUAUCUGUCAUGGUUGAUCCCACGCCAUUGGAGUUCUUUAUUUCAACUUUAUUGACUAAGUUGGGAGCUAAAUGCUAUCGAUUGGAUUUCGAUACCCUAACGUAUGGUAAAUUUAAUCAAGUCUAUCAAACAUGUAAAAAAUAUUCUAAAUGUUACCGCUUAGCGAAGCUAUUGGUCAAUGCUGUUAAAUCGGAAAACCAUCGAUUAACCAAACAAAACCCUGUUGUCAAAGAAUACUAUCACGCUAUCCUUAGUAUAAUCGAUAAAAAUGAUAGUUCCGUAAAAGGUUCAUAUAAGUUUACUGAUCAAUUUCUUAACUCAAGUUUGAGUAACUCAACUCCUGGCUAUGAAGCGUUUAGAUUGGAGUUUGAAGAAGAGUACUCUCAGUUGAUAAAUGUUUGGGAAGAUCUUAAAAAUAAACGUAUGCAUGUUGAUGAUAAUUUUCUACCGCGAGCAGCUAAAAAGGAGGAUAACGAAUUGGAAUUUGUAUUUCCAGAAAAUGAUGUCGAUAGACGUCUUGUAGAAUUCUGCGAACGAUUUCGUUUGGUGUGUUACACCAAGAGUGAAAAUGAGCUAGAUGAUACGAUUAUAGAGCUUUGGAAAGAUAUGUACUCUAUUAAAGAAUUAACUGUUAGUACCCGCAGGGGAAAUUUCGAGAAGAAUAUAAAACUCAAAACGAGUUUUGAUGGGUUAUUGGAUCUUUUUUUCAAACCUUUAAAUUCGGAAGAUAUUGAACGAGAUCACAGAAAUAUUGAAAACGUAUUAGCUGUUACAAAGUUGGAAAGUGCCUCUUAUCAACUGCGCAGAGAAAUAGUCAGAUCGACGUUUCGAAUAAGCCCUGAUACUUUACAAGCUUCUUACUUAUAUCGUCAUAUCUAUCAUGAAACACUUCUUGAACUGGAUGUUUAUGAUAUCUGCUUUGGUACGGUUGUUCUAUCCGACAUAAUAUCAUUGCAAGGUAAAAAUCCCCGUGAAAUACUUUUCAUUAAAGAUUCUGUGUUUUAUAAAGACUCAGAGAAGGUGAAAAGUUUUUUUUACUCUUUCAAACAAUACAACUGUUUGAUCAUUAUCUGCCACGAAAUGUUUAUGGCGUGUCAAGGAAAUAUAAGAAAAUGGAGAGAAGACAUUUCUCAGAAGCCUUCAAAACAAAUUUUUCUUGUCAGAAAAACAAAUAAUAUUCAUACUGAUCUGAAUUAUUUUAGUAUUUCUGAUGUAACAAAAGAAUCAUGGGAAAAAUUUCUUGAUACAGAUAUUCCUCUAUGCUCAACUUCCAUUUCGCCCUCCAAGGUUUUCCAGGAUUGCUUCUACGAAUUUUCCAUUGAAGAACUCAUCAUGUGCUUGGACUGGGGAAAGCAAAUGGAACAAAACAAUGCAAUAGUUAAGAAAUAUCGGCAAAUCCGAGACAUUUAUGUUCAUCGCAAGUGGAUAAAUGAAGAAGAAGAAAUAAGCAUUGAAUUACCGCAGGAAGAUUUCACAGCAGCGAGUGAAGCCUUUCUUAAAUCCAUACGAUGUUUUCCAGAUGAUUAUAUCAGUUUUGAAAAGAUAACAAAACGAAUUGAACAAAACGGAAUGAUUAAUCAAAUUUUCCCAAAAAUACCUAAUGAAAAGAUUGUACAGGUACAAUGCGAAUGUGUCAGUGGCGAUAAAGAUAGAAAAAUGUUGAUAUUAUUGGGUGAAGCGGGAUGCGGAAAGUCGAUGAACCUCACAUGGUUGGCUUGGCAUUUGCAGAAGCGAAGACGUUCUAGCUGGGUGAUUCGAUGUAACUUAUCUGAUUAUUGCUAUGAUUUUAAUCAAUUUAUAGCGCACGAAAAGAAUGAAACUGUUCAGGUUAGCGAAAAUGACGCACUGAAGAUGUUAUACAAGUUGGCACAUUUAUCGCUCGUCGAGAUGAAAGGAAACGCUAGUGAAAAGAAGCUAGCACAACAAUGUUCGGAAUGUUUAUUUUCUAUGAAUAACUCAGCGAGAUUGUCUAUCAAUUUGAUGAAAAAUCAUGGUUUAUCUUUAAACAACGCAAUUCUACUGCGGGUAUUUGUAGAAAAGUUUAAUGCAAGUGAAUUGGUGUUGCUAUUAGAUGGGUUCGAUGAAAUCGCACCUUCCUACAAGGAAGUAAUGUGUCAGUUUCUCUCUUAUUUUAAAAACUUUAAAGGAAUAAGAAACAUAUACCUCACAAGUCGGCCUUAUAAUUUCAAAGAAAAAAUGAAAGAGGUAUUUGUUGAGGCAGCAUUUUUUAAAUUAAACCCUUUUUCUCGGCAAGAUAAAGGACUGAUUUUAAUCAAGAUGAUGAAAUUGAAAAUAGAUAGUGCACCUGUUUACAUUACGGAAAUAAUUGAUUUCUAUAAAGCAUUGUGUGUUAUAGUACUGGGCAGAUUAGGCGAUUUGAGUGAUAAUCCACUUAACCUUAUGAUGACAAUAGAUAUUGUUAUACCUCUUGCUAAUCAAUAUGUACACUUUCAAAAUAAAAAGGUCAGUUUACAGUUACUGGAGGAUAUAGAAAAAAUAUUCAAACCCACUUUCAUCGUAGAAGAAUUUGUGAACAGAAUGAUUAGACGUCAUUUAUAUAUUAAUUAUGCUGUAGAUAACAAAGAAACAAAUUUACUAAUUGAAGCAGGAAAACUUGAAAAAGACAUAGAAGAUAUGAAAUUAAAGCAUGGAUUGCUAGCACUAUGGGUUCUAUUUGACGCAUGUGAUCAAAGUGAGCGUAUAUCGAAGUUAUUGGCACAUGAAGAACGCCUGCCAAAGGGUUAUAUGCAUACGACCCAUGAAGCUGCAGAGAAAACUGGCAUAAUAAAUGGAGUCGAAGAUGGUAUUCCAAUAUUUAUUCACCGUACGUUCGCAGAAUACUUAGGUGCUUGGUGGAUCGUCAAGAAAAGAAUGCUGUCUACAGUUCCGCAGAAAAGUAAACACUUAACAUGUCUCUUGGAAGAUAUGUUGAAAACAAAAAGUGAAAUUUUAAAGCAUAUGCAUAUCAUCCUGGCAAGCGACAAACCAUUGCACCUUGCUAUUGUUGAAAAUGAUUUGACAACAGCAAAAUCAUUACUGCGUGAUAAUUCAGAGCUUUUAAGUGAAACAGAUUCCGGUGGCAGGACAGCAUUUCAUUUGUUAGCAAUGUAUGCUUAUAUUGGCGAUUAUCUCGAAUAUUUUCCUUCGUCUCUCGAGAGUAACACAGUGAAUUGUAAAGAGCGAGUAUUUGGCUGGACUGCACUUGAUUGCGCAUUUGAAGCCGAUAAACGUCUCUUGAUAAUAUAUCUUUUGCAUUGUGGGGCUUUAAUAAAUAAAAAUAUACUUUACAAACAGGUACAAGACUCUGCUGCUGAAAAUCAAGCUAAAAUUUGUAAAGCAGCAACUUACGCCAAAUAUUUUAUGGAAUAUUUAAGUCAAAAAGCAAGCACGUAUGAUUCGAAAGAUGCUAAAAUCAUGAAAGAAUUUUGUGAUGAAGUGAUCGAGAAAAUAUUGGGCAAAUCCAAACGAAGAGAAGAUACCCCUUAUAUCAAUAAAGAUAAGGUUAGUUGCCUCUUUGAAAACAUCAUCCAUGUAGAUUCAGUUUGGAUGUUAGAGAGAAUAGUGGAACAGAUCCCCAAAAACUUCGUACAAAUGUACAGAGAAUCAUUUUUUGGUUGGGCGAUGGCAAAAAAAUCGAUUUUUGUGUUGAAAUAUAUAGUGGAACAAGAUAAAUCUUUGUUCAAGGAGCCUUUUGUCAUGGAUUGUUUGCCAAAGAUAGUGGCUUUGGAUUAUAAAAAUGAGUUCAAAUGGUUUAUCGAUCUCUAUUCUACUGAUCUGAUAAAAAUAAAAGAUUUCCAAAUGUGCUCAAUGGAAAGAGAUACUGUAACUAACUUACAAUUCCAUCCGUACGACUAUAAUGAAAUUUGGGAUAUAGUUCGAAAAAUUGAAACAUACAAUUUGAAUCAUCCCAUAGACACCAGAAUUCUAUCAUUAUUGGGAUUAUGUUUGGCCUACGGAAGAACCUCAAUGUUGAAGUAUUUGACGAAGUCAUGUAACUUAGAUCUUAACGUCGACCUUCUUUGCUAUCUUGCAAAGGUAACUGACAGAUUGCGUAAUAUGCUGAGCAAGAUUGAUGUAAAACGUGCUUACGAAUAUCUUUUGGUUCAGGCAUUGAAUACAGGUAGCAACAAAGUGAAUGACAUGUUUCGUAAAGUCGUAAAAUUAGAACUUUUCGAAUUCGCAAAAUUUCUGAUGAAACGAGUCAACAUUGACUAUAAAACUGUUGAUAAGUUGAAUCGUUGGAAUAUUUUCCAUUGGUUUGUUUCACUACCACUAAGUGAUAAUCGCGAAGUUGUGGAAUCUAUGUUGGACUUAUUCCGAUGCAUGAUUGAGAGAACAAAUAUGGACUGUUUUGAUAUUUUAGAUAAAAAGAAACGUAGUAUUCUUCAUAUUGCAAUAGAAAAUGACAACAGAGAUAUCGCAGACUUUAUCAUUGCUCGAAAACUACAAAUUGAAAAUUUAAAAGACAUUCCACGCCUGGGUUUUAAUGCGAUAAAUAAAUUGAAAUCCUGCUGCCUUGCGGUGCACAAUAUAUCCAAAUCACUCAAAUCAGAAGAAUACUGUCACAAAGUGAUUUGUAUGUUAGCCGACCAUAUUGCUUUUCUUUUAUUAUCAGAUGAUAAAAGACCUUCACUCGAAGAAAAUGCCGAUCAAUUGUACCAAAUCGCAGUAGAAUGUAGAUCCUUAUUCCUAAUGUACUAUUUGCAUAAAGAGCCACGAUUCAAGAUGUCACCAUCGAUUCAUGAUACAGAUUGGUCAGCAUGCAUAGCGCAGAGCUUAGAGUCACAAAACUUCGAGUUGUUCAAAUGGGUGGUUGGUCAAUAUUGCCUCGGCCAUAACAUUAUCCACCCCAAACUAAAUUCAAUUAAUAAACCCAUUAAUUCUAGAACCCUUCAAGAAUGCGAUGCGAAUAAAUGUUAUCGGUUGCCAGUAAAUGUCUAUGAGUUGAACAACUCGAUCGAUCGAGCUGAUCUGGAACUACCUACCAUUAUGAAACUUUUGAUCCUCGCUGUAUGCGUAAAACAUGUCAAAGCCACUAAAUACUUGUGUGAAACUUUUCCUAUAAAUAUCGAUUGGAAAGUUUUAAACGAUAUUAUGCGAAUCACGCAUAGUGUUGUAGGUAGAGUUUAUGGUAAGCCUGGUUUCGAUCAGGUGUUUCUAUAUUUGAUUAAUCAUACCUCCAAUAUUCAUGAAUUAGAUGAAGAGCAUAGAAAUGCAUUACAUUGCGCUGUCGAAAACUACAGCAGCUGUAUGGCUAGAUAUUUAAUUGAGCAUAAUCUGUUCGAGGUGACCACAAUCAACGAACAGAAUAGAUGGAAUGCAUUGCAUUAUUGUGCUUCAAGGAAAUCGGACAAGGAUUGUUGUGACAUGAAAAGUGAGGACCUCUUUAGUUUCAUGCUGGAAUGGGUGCUUAAGAAUAGGCCCAAUACUAAAGCGCAAGAAAUUAAACAACUAUGUUUCGACAGCAAUGACGGAAGAAAGAGUGUUAUUCAGAUUGCUUUUGAGACAGGGAACAUAAAUAUUACUCAAUGCAUCAUUUGCUCAUAUCUUAACAUUAAAACCAUAGACCAACACGAGAUAAUAGACAUAAAGGAAUGUUCAAUCAUCAGAGAAUGCUUUGAUGUGCUUGACCAAAUAGCAGCUCGGCUACCAUUCAAUGCAGAAUCUGAACAACUUUUGGAUCGAAUAGCCAAACCUAUCGACAGAAUUUCGCGCGAGAAAAUUAAAAAUACAGAUCAUGUAGCUAAGGAUGCAUGUCGAGCAGCGAUCAAAUACAGAUCCGUUUCAACAUUAGAGUAUCUGAUCACGAAGUGCAAGAGCCAAAUGCACAGAGAAUUGACUAAAAGUUCUAGUAGAGAAAUAUUUGCUUGUAUGAUGGAAUGCAUUCGCCAUAACAAAACAAAUUUGUUCAAUAUGCUGGCUCGUCAUUAUCACAACUAUCAAGGCUUCCGAUCUAUUAAGUUGGUUGAGUAUGAACUGGAGGAAAAUGAUAACUAUUACGAAACCAUUUUUGAUGAGGGCAAAAUACAAUGGUUAGUAGUUAAUCAAACAACUACAAGAAAUUGGUCACAUAAUGUGUCCGAAGAGUAUCUGCCACUACUCAUUUUGUCUAUUGCAUAUGGAAGGAUGCAAAUGGCACAAACAUUGAUUCAAAUGCGUCACCUGCCCUUCAAUGAGUUGUUAGUUCAAUUAAUCUUGAAAGCAUUGAAUAAUAUUCAGCCAGCAAAGGAUACAGUAGCAGUGUUAGAAUAUCUUGCAAAAAAGGGGGAAUCAAAUGUUAAUUAAUUGCAUCUUGCCAUAGAUGGGAUGUAACAAUUGGACAUUGGAAAUACAUUGAACAAUUCGAAAAACACUUAAACUGAAAUUCCUUCAUGUGUACUAAUGAUAUUGUGAUACUGUUUUGGAAGGAUUAGGCAUAAUCAUUGGAUUCAUCAAUUUAUUGUAAUUAACUAUGUACGUAAUAGCAAUAGGUUUUUCGAUGGGAGUCCGACGGUAUUGUGAGGAAUAAGGUGAUUGGCAAACGAAUAAUCGAUUCAUUAGUAAUUACGAAGCGAAUCAGAAGAGGAAGUAAAUUCACUUAAUAGUUUUCAUAUCUAUCUCUUCACUUUUAUUCCCGCUUUAUUUGUUUAUCAUUUUUAAAUGCUGUACAAAGAGACAUUUGCAUAACGCUAUUGAUGUGAGAGCGACUUAAUUAAAAGAAAUACUAGUAAGUGUCCAACAUAAAUCUUGUGCGGGUCAUUGUGAUUAUCAUCUGUCUUGAUCCUUGUCCGCGGCCUGGCUGGCUGCGUUGAAGCAAGCUUAUUCAUGAAGAGCAAAUUCGAAAUUUUACGGAUUUGACAAAGACGACAAUUCUUCGGUAAAAAAUCCGCAUUAAAAAUAAAAAAAUCCGCAUGGUCAUAAAAAAUGCUUUGAAUUAAAUUAAAUUAAUUCACGAUCUUAUACCUAAUUAUAAAAAUUUACUUAAGAACGCUUGGGUACAAUAUUUAAUAUUAUGGUUGAGAUUUUACUCGGCACGAAGCUACAGAUGAAGUUCCGUCUAUGGUCAAUUUAUAUAAUGUGUAAUUCAUUGAUAUUAUGCCUCAGUUUAACAGAAUUUAAAAAAAUAUACAGUGUUCUAAGACACGGUGACGAUUCUUGAUACUGUAACAUAAUAGAAGUGUAACUUUUUUAGAUUUUGCAUCAAUAAAUAGUCAUAGGUCUGCUCCCUUUCA